Molecule: messenger RNA, 1117 nt
Organism: Malus domestica (apple)
Lineage: Eukaryota; Viridiplantae; Streptophyta; Magnoliopsida; Rosales; Rosaceae
Gene: MYBR7
Product: myb family transcription factor APL
Molecular function (GO): DNA-binding transcription factor activity; DNA binding
Source: RefSeq, marked provisional
CGGAACCCACUCAAACUCCGCUCCCCUUCUCUGCAUUUUCGGGGCUCCGAGCCCCGAUUCCCAGGAGAAGAUUGAGAAUGUACUCUGCUAUCCAUUCUCUGCCGUUGGAUGGGCAUGGAGACUUUGGUGGGUCGUUGGAUGGUACCAACCUGCCCGGUGAUGCUUGCUUGGUUCUGACUACGGAUCCAAAGCCCCGGCUGCGGUGGACGGCGGAGCUCCAUGAGAGGUUUGUGGAUGCUGUGACUCAACUUGGUGGCCCUGACAAAGCAACACCUAAGACCAUUAUGAGAACAAUGGGAGUCAAAGGCCUUACCCUUUAUCACUUGAAAUCUCAUCUUCAGAAAUAUCGAUUGGGGAAGCUAUCGUGCAAAGAUUCAGCUGAAAACUCCAAGGAUGGGAUUGCAGCCUCUUGUAUAGCUGAAAGCCAGGACACUGGUUCAUCCUCGGCGGUCUCAUCAAGAGUGAUUGCGCAAGAUUUGAAUGAUGGCUACCAGGUUACUGAGGCUUUGCGAGUACAAAUGGAAGUCCAACGGAGACUGCAUGAGCAGCUGGAGGUGCAGCGUCGUCUUCAACUUCGAAUUGAAGCACAGAGCAAGUAUCUUCAGUCUAUACUUGAGAAAGCUUGUAAGGCUCUGAAUGACCAGGCUGCCACAGCCGCUGGGGUUGAAGCUGCUAAGGAGGAACUCUCUGAACUAGCUAUUCGGGUUUCCAAUGACUGUGAAGGGAUAGUCCCACUUGAUUCCACAAAAAUCCCUUCAUUGUCGGAAAUUGCUGCCGCUUUAGAGAACAGAGAUGUCUCCAAUGUAAUGGCUCACCUCGGCAACUGCUCUGUUGAUAGCUGCUUGACAUCAACCGGAAGCCCUGUUUUGCCAAUGGAUAUGAGUUCACUCGCUGCUGCUAUGAAGAAAAGACAAAGACCCUUCUUCGGUAAUGGAGACUCGUUGCCUUUGGAGAGCAACAUGAGGCAGGAAGUCGAAUGGAUGAUGAGUAAUAUUGGAUGAAUAGCAAGACAUUCCCUUAGAAAAGAAACCUUUAUUAUUUAAUUUUUCUUGUCUAGCUAAUCUAAAAUGCACCAAUCUUUUGCAAAAUGUACCAUUAGUGGUCUAUUCUUAAAGCA